GGCGCUUUUGUUCGGGCGGCGGCGGCGGAGACGGGGCGGACAUGGCGUUUGUACCGGGACAGCCGGUGACUGCUAUCGUGCAAAGAAUUGAAAUACAUAAGCUUCGUCAAGGUGACAAUUUGAUUUUGGGAUUCAGCAUUGGGGGUGGCAUUGAUCAGGACCCUACUCAGAAUCCUUUCUCUGAAGACAAGACUGACAAGGGUAUCUAUGUAACAAGGGUGACAGAGGGAGGCCCAGCAGAAGUUGCAGGACUCCAGAUUGGAGAUAAGAUCAUGCAGGUGAAUGGCUGGGAUAUGACAAUGGUGACCCAUGACCAGGCCAGGAAGAGGCUGACCAAAAGGAAUGAGGAGGUGGUACGGCUGCUGGUGACCAGGCAGUCCCUGCAGAAGGCUGUGCAGCAAUCCAUGAUGUCCUAAUCCAUCAUCCAGCUGGGGAAGGGGUGGGGAGGGAGAUGUAGAGACUGGUAUCAAAGAAAGAAGCAAAUACUAGACUGGAACAGGUUGUCUGGAAGGAGUGCAUGUUCCUACCUGUGGUAAAUACUACUUUUUUGUUUUAACUUCUUCUGGUGUAACUGGCAGUAGUAAAACAAUGCUCCCCUCAGCAGAGUGCUUCUCUAAAGUCUGCCUUGCAGGUACAUGGCGAGACUUUUGUAAUCAUGGSUUUCAGGACAGGACAGACCUAAAAGCAACUGGAAAAGCCUUAACUUGGAUAAGAUUCUUCUGUAGCACGAAAGACUCCUAUUUUAGGGGGGAARUGUGGUUUCUGCUGUGGGAGACCAGAGGGUUUGCUGUGCCUAAGCUUUUAGAAGCRAGCUGUCCUGUCCCCACAAUUAUCWAAUUCAAAUGCCAGAGUUAAGAGUUGCACGGUGCUGGGGGGAAGAGCACUGUCCUAAUCCCACAGUGUGUGCAAGAUAGAGAGUGGCUGAAGGGUUUGGGGCAUUACAGUUUCCUGCAAAGAUUCCCUGUACAAAGCAGCCUCUUCAGGAGAGAAACAAUUGAGUGACACAGCAGUGUCAGUGAAAUACAUUACAACUUCAUGGGCACUCACUGGCAGAGCAAAACCUGAAUUCUCCUUGUACCAUCAGAUGAAUUGAGUUUAAAUUAAAGGAAUAUAGGGCAGGAAACAAAAYAAUGUUCCCGAACUUACCAGUAAUGCUGCUUGUAGCUGUAGAGUUUUCAGUUCAUUCCACUUCUAUCAGACUUGAAAUGGAAGGGAUUUUGGUUUGUCUUUUAAAAGACUUUGCUUAAAUCACUGAUUUAUGGAAUGGAAGAGAUGAAUAUGCCAGURAUUUGCAGAAGUGCCUCUUGACCAAAUUUAAACUCCUAGUAGGGUACUAAGUGGUUUAAAUCAACAUGCCACAGGACUGAARGUUCUUGCUGCAACUCUAAGUCCACAAUCUAGCAUCCUGUGGUUUGUUAGCCAGUUAGCUUUACAAUUAUCCAAAAACUGGAGUUUUUAAUCCUCUUCAGUUCAUCUAUACAUAUCUAYACUUUCCUUAGGCAGCCUUCACAUAAGCUGUUGUAAAUAGAGCAUGAGGAGGUGGCAGACUAACUUAUUCAGUACAUUACUGCUGUGCCAUGUACGUUGUGAUUGAUGCAUCUCAGACUGUUCUGUGCACACCAGCAGAUGCCUACUGACCAAUUUUAUAUCUCUGGAAUURCUACAAUCCUGCUUUGAAAUUUUGUAACUUAAGAAUUCAGUGGUAAAUUUUAAGUYUUUCAAGUUGGAGUUAUUUUUGUUACUAUAAAGAUACACUGCUAUUUGUACUGCUUUUUCACUUGAUUUUACACACAAUAAAACAAAGUUGGUUUUCCUGAGCUGUUUCUCUUUAUAUUUAAGAGUGCCACAUCACCUGGAUGUCUCCAGCUGGCCUUUUUUUUU
Messenger RNA from Malurus melanocephalus (red-backed fairy wren), 1881 nucleotides. RefSeq names its product Tax1 binding protein 3 (gene TAX1BP3). The record is from RefSeq and is a predicted model, not a curated record. Gene Ontology annotation, cellular component: adherens junction; postsynaptic density; postsynaptic membrane. Gene Ontology annotation, molecular function: protein binding. The coding region runs from base 42 to 416 and encodes 124 amino acids. Gene Ontology annotation, biological process: neurotransmitter receptor transport postsynaptic membrane to endosome; neurotransmitter receptor transport, endosome to postsynaptic membrane. The transcript has 4 exons. Lineage: Eukaryota; Metazoa; Chordata; Aves; Passeriformes; Maluridae.